CGACGCUCUGUCCCAAUAUUUAAUUACUUCACUUCCACAUCCAACGGUUUGUAUGCUUUGCGCAAGGUUUAAUAGCCGGAGCAACUCUCUGCCCAAGGUCCUCUGUGUCUGCCGUUGUUUGUCCUCGCUUCGUCAAGCUUCAACGCCGCCUGCAACCAUGCCGUCGCAGAAGACCUUCUUGAUCAAGAAGAAGCUGGGGAAGAAGAUGAAGCAGAACCGCCCCAUUCCUCACUGGAUCCGCAUGCGUACCGAUAACACCAUCCGAUACAAUGCGAAACGGAGGCACUGGCGCCGAACCAAGCUCGGCUUGUAGGGUGGAUUAGGGUUGGAGUUUUGGCUACCCUUUCGAACGAGGAUGCGGCGUUGGUGCAUUUGUUCGUAUUCGUGCUGCGGAGUUCGUAUUGGUUUCAGACUCUUGCUAUUUGGGCAUAUUGUUCUCUUCUCUGAAGAGUCGAGAAUGCAGGAUAAAGUAAUCCUUUUGAGCUUCUCACUGGCUUUGUCAGUGUUAAUCUAACUUGAAAAGGUUAUUUGAAGAUUUGUA
Messenger RNA from Physcomitrium patens, 541 nucleotides. Lineage: Eukaryota; Viridiplantae; Streptophyta; Bryopsida; Funariales; Funariaceae. The record is from RefSeq and is a predicted model, not a curated record.